This is a messenger RNA of Sinocyclocheilus anshuiensis, 2022 nucleotides long. Its product is annotated as laminin subunit gamma-1-like. Gene Ontology annotation, cellular component: basement membrane. The record is from RefSeq and is a predicted model, not a curated record. NCBI's taxonomy places the organism in Eukaryota, Metazoa, Chordata, Actinopteri, Cypriniformes, Cyprinidae. The transcript has 11 exons. Bases 169 to 2022 code for a protein of 617 amino acids. Gene Ontology annotation, biological process: tissue development; axon guidance; animal organ morphogenesis.
GCUAUAUGCACAUACUUUAUUACGCUUGCCUUUGAACACUGAACUUCUGAACUUCCCUUGACGUUUUUCCCUGUAGCAUGUGGCUCUGAUUUGGAUUAUUUGCUAGACUUGUUUUCGUUUGCUUGGCUCUUUUGAAGUUGUUUCUGUUUCAGGCCGUUGCGCAGAAGAAUGGAUUCCUCUGCACUUCACUCUCUUUUAUUUAUGCUUUUCACCACCUUCUCCUAUGUUCUUGCUGGAAUGGACUCUUGUUAUAAUGAGGAGGGCGUCUCGAGCCGCUGUUUGCCUAAAUUUGAAAAUGCGGCCUUCAAUCGUACAGUGAUAGUUUCAAAUGUGUGCGGUAUCCCACCUGAGGACUAUUGUAUGCAGACGGGGUCCACGCGGUCAUGUCACUUCUGUGACGCCUUGGACUUGGAACUAAAUCACAACGCUACUUACCUGACAGACUUCCAUACGGAUGAAGAGCCUACCUGGUGGCAGAGCCAGUCCAUGUUCUAUGGAGUUCAGUAUCCUAAUUCAGUCAACAUCACACUGCAUCUUGGCAAGGCCUUUGAGAUCACAUAUGUCCGUUUGAAGUUCUACACCAGCCGACCAGAGAGCUUCGCCAUCUACAAGCGUACCGAGGAGAAUGGACCAUGGCAACCAUACCAAUAUUACAGUGCUUCUUGUCGCAAGAUGUACUGGAGGGACAAUAAGGGCUUCAUACGUCCAGGCGAGAAUGAAAUGACAGCACUCUGCACGGAUGAAUUUAGUGACAUCUCACCACUAACUGGCGGAAAUGUGGCUUUCUCCACAUUGGAGGGACGACCCAGUGCCUACAACUUCGACCAGAGUCCUGUGUUACAGGACUGGGUGACAGCUACUGAUAUCCUCAUCUCUCUGGACAGACUGAACACUUUUGGAGAUGAGUUCUUCAAAGAUCCCAAAGUGCUUCGUUCAUAUUUUUAUGCCAUAUCGGAUUUUUCCGUGGGGGGCAGGUGCAAGUGUAAUGGUCAUGCCAGUGACUGCGUCACCAAUGAGGACGGACGUUUGGUGUGUGCUUGUGAGCACAACACUGCAGGGGUCGACUGUCAGCACUGUGCCCCCUUCUACCAGGACCGGCCAUGGGCACGGGCCACCGCCGAUUCAGCCAACCAGUGUGUGAGGUGUAACUGCAGUGGUAUUGCUGAUGAAUGUGUGUUUGAUGCAGAGCAGUACCGCAGCACAGGAAGUGGGGGGCGCUGUGUUGGCUGCAGGGAAAACACAGCUGGCCCUCACUGUGAGAGAUGCAGAGAGAACUUCUUUAGAUCAUUACCGCAGCAGCCCUGCCAAAACUGCAACUGUAAUGCAAUGGGCUCUAUGAGUUUGCAGUGUGAUGCAGAGGGAGUGUGUAUGUGCUGGCCAGGUGUGUCUGGUGUGAAGUGUGACAUUUGCAAGUCCGGUUUCCAUUCUCUCGGCCCUGGCGGAUGCAGGUUGUGUGAGUGUGACGCCAGGGGCAGUGUAGGAGUGUAUUCAGCUGAAGACGGACGCUGUCAUUGCAAGACUAAUGUGGAGGGUCAGUCCUGCAACAGGUGUAGACCAGGCUCUUUCAACCUCCAGCUGGAAAACCCAGAUGGCUGUAAAAAAUGCUUUUGCUUUGGACACUCCCUCGCUUGUUCACCCUCCAAUCAGUACAUGGCAAUUAAUAUUACUUCAGACUUCCUAGAAGAUCCGGAUGGCUGGAAGGGUGUGUUCUCCGGAGGGCUAGAGCAGUCCCUCAUCUGGAAGGAGGGAGAAGUCUAUCUGUUGCCCUACAGAGAGGAGAAUGGCUUCUACAAAGCACCUGAUAAAUAUCUGGGGAACAGGUUGCUAAGUUACGGACGGACCCUUAGCCUGUCAUUUACGGCUGAGCUGGAGGAGCUCUUGCCCAGAAGUGUGACCGUGACGCUGGAGGGCUUCGGAAUAUUGGUUACUGCUGAUUUGUACUCUCAACAGAAGACUUAUUCCUCAUUGGAGAAGACACCCAUCAACACUUUCACUCUAAGUUGGUACUCCGAACACUCUUAA